AUGAGCAAACGCGAACGGUCUUCCCCAAGUCCACAGCCCGAGCCAAAACAACGGACUACGGAAAGCAACAUCACCGGUGCAUAUCUGUGGGCCAACAAGUAUGGAGACCCCCCAGGAACGAUUUGGAGUCGAGAAACUAUCGCAGAAGCAAGCAAGCUGCAAGCUUCCGCCCACAUGUGGAACGACAUGCGGCGACUAAGGCCUCUGGCCAAUGCCUUGCCCGUGAUAAAAGAUAAGUUCACUGCCGAAGAGAUCCCACAUUUGCAACAGAUGACCAAGGACAUUGAGGAAGAGAUAGAGAGAUUAAACCGACUUCUCGGUGAUUUCAGCGAAGGAGGCAUCUAUCGCGUCCGCGACAUCUUCGGGGAAUGGCACACAUUUCCGUUCCCGGAAGUGCGACCUAGGCACAAGCUCAUCGUGCGAGUAUUGGGCGUCGUUGCCUUCUCCCAAAAUUUCGACGACAAUAACGACAUCAAGACCGAUAACCCGAAACAAAAGUGUCUGUAUGAUCUGGAACCUAUGCCGCUCUCUAAGCACGACCUGUGGAGGCAGUGCGACACCUACGAAACGCCGCCGUGGGAAUUCUGGAUGCACGAAUGGGAAACCGGGAAUUUCCACUUGAAGCGCUAUGUGUGGCGCAGAAACAUUCAAAAGCCGAUCGGAAUAGACUUCGUUCAUGAGUGGAGGCACAUAAGGGAGUUGUCCGCGGACCAGCGGAAGGAUGCAAAGCACUGGGCUAGCCACUGGAAAAUGUUAGCGGAUAGGCUCCGAUCCUACAUCAAGGAGCAUAGGGAGCGACUCAAGAACGUGGAUAAGGUUAUUUGCUUUGCCCUAGGGCCCCUACACUACGGAUUUUCGAAAUGCUUCGUACAGCACAUGGCAGCCAACACCGUCCGCGAGGUUCUAGAAGAGCUAAAGAAGACUAAAAGAACACAGAAGAACAUCGGGGUCGUCGCCCAAGAUCCGGCGUAUUGCAAGCAUUGCGCGCACGUGCUUCAAGAAACACUCUCCAUCGAAACCACCACGGACUUCGAAGCCUUCUUGGAAGUGGGCCAGAAUACAUUUGUGAUUACAUUUGCGCCUAGCGCCCCCGUUUGCGGCAUCAUCGCAGAUCUGACUCUGGAAGUCGGGGGCCCGGCUGCAAUGCUGUGCGACGAGAUCGAGGACGACUAUCUGAGGCCGGAGUGGGAUGAUACGCGCUGGAUCGAUGCCGAACCCACCAAGAACCUCGUCGCCUACAAGAGACGCUGUAGCAUAAAGGAAUUUGGGGACACCAAAGACGUGAUGGGCAUGUCGUAUCAUGAAUUCAUGGCAAGAUACCCCAUCGUCCCAGCAGAGCUGCCACAUGAUACGCCAAACGAGACGGAAAUCUGGGAGGAAGUGAAGAAGGUGUAUAGCCUCUCUUUCAAGUCAAAUUUCCAUGAUAUCUUUUUGUAUGUGAGGAAGAAGUCAGUAGCCCCAACUGGGAGCAGUUGA
Trematosphaeria pertusa is the source of this 1476-nucleotide messenger RNA. RefSeq lists its product as uncharacterized. The coding region runs from base 1 to 1476 and encodes 491 amino acids. The transcript has a single exon. The record is from RefSeq and is a predicted model, not a curated record. Lineage: Eukaryota; Fungi; Ascomycota; Dothideomycetes; Pleosporales; Trematosphaeriaceae.